Molecule: messenger RNA, 1209 nt
Organism: Pieris rapae (cabbage white)
Lineage: Eukaryota; Metazoa; Arthropoda; Insecta; Lepidoptera; Pieridae
Product: gastrula zinc finger protein XlCGF8.2DB-like
Exons: 1
Coding region: 372-1181 (269 amino acids)
Biological process (GO): regulation of transcription by RNA polymerase II
Molecular function (GO): RNA polymerase II cis-regulatory region sequence-specific DNA binding; DNA-binding transcription factor activity, RNA polymerase II-specific
Source: RefSeq, a predicted model, not a curated record
CAGAAAAUACACAGAAGAAAACAAUAGAAAAGUUAAAGGAAGAAGCUAUAACUGUUAUUGAAAAUAAGAAAAUUGAUAAUAUAGUAGCUCCCGUUACUUUAAUUUGUGAAAAUGAUAAUCCUUCUGAAUCUAAUAAUAAAGCUAAACAAGUAAGAAACAAGGUAAAAUCUCAAAAAAAUGAAUUAAAAAAACUACACAAGCGCAAGGAAAAUAAAAGUAUUGUAAAAAAGGCAAAAGAUAAAAACAAUAAUGCACUCAAAAAUUCCCAAAAUCUUAAAACUAAAUUGCAUGAAAUUGAAACACAGAUAGAGACGCAAAAUGAACAGGGAAUAAAAAAUACUGAAAAUAACAAUGUGCCGAAUAAUAAUAAUAUGUUUUAUUGUGAUAAAUGUCCGUAUAGAGGGCUAAUGCAUUACAAAACUCCUCACUUAGAAAUGCAUGCUAUGAAAAAUUUCGAUAUAGAAGUAUUUUCCUGUAACAUUUGUCACUUUAUUUGUCAAAAUAAACAAUUACUAGAAAAGCAUGGCAAAUGUCACACUGGUGAUAUAAACGAAAAGCCUUAUAUAUGUAACAUCUGUAAUAAGGCAUUUACAGCAAAAACAAGUUUAACUAGUCACAUAAGAAUACAUACAGGCGAAAAGCCCUAUAUAUGUAAAAUCUGUAACAAGGCAUUUACACAAAAACAUCAUUUAACUGGUCACAUAAGAAUACAUACAAGCGAAAAGCCUUAUAUAUGUAAUAUCUGUAACAAGGCAUUUACGAAAAAAAGUGAUUUAACUAGUCACAUAAGAAUACAUACAGGCGAAAAGCCUUAUAUAUGUAACAUCUGUAAUAAGGCAUUUACACAAAAAAAUCAUUUAACUGGUCACAUAAGAAUACAUACAGGUGAAAAGCCAUACAUAUGUAACAUCUGUAAUAAGGCAUUUAUAGAAAAAAAAAGUUUAACUGGUCACAUAAGAAUACAUACAGGCGAAAAGCCUUAUAUAUGUAACAUCUGUAACAAAGCAUUUACACAAAAAAGUGAUUUAACUCGGCACAUAAGAAUACAUACAGGCGAAAAGCCAUAUAUAUGUAACAUCUGUAACAAGGCAUUUACGAAAAAAAGUAAUUUAACUCGGCACAUAAGAAUACAUACAGGCGAAAAAGAAAACAUGAACGCCAAUAAUUGUAAUAAAACUUGAACCAAAUCUUUAAGAUAGGGAAAUUAUA